GAAAGCGAGUGCCCCGGAAAAGAGAAAGGGGUUUGGGCUACAACCAACCGGGGAAAAAACAUUUAACAGAGAAAAACCCUCACAUAACAAAACUAAUGAGGCUGACGUAUGGGCUGAGUUUCAGGUCAACAAAAGGCUGCUGGGCCACGAACCUCAGCCAGCAGUGCUUGCGUGGAUCCAGUAGGUUGUUUGUGCCACCAAGUCCUCCUGUAAAUCCUGAGGAAGUGAAAGAGUUCCAGCACUUCAUCUCCCUUUCCAAGAAACUCCUAGUGAUGACCGGGGCGGGAAUCUCCACCGAGUCGGGGAUUCCGGACUAUAGGUCGGAAAAGGUGGGACUUUACGCCCGCACCGCCCGGAGACCCAUCCAGCACAGCGAUUUCGUCCGCAGUGCCCCGAUCCGCCAGCGGUACUGGGCGCGGAACUUCGUGGGUUGGCCUCAGUUCUCCUCCCACCGGCCCAACCCGGCACACUGGGCUCUGAGCACCUGGGAGAGCCUCGGGAAGCUGCACUGGCUGGUGACGCAGAAUGUGGACGCUCUGCACACCAAGGCUGGCAGUCAGCGGCUGACGGAGCUCCACGGAUGCAUGCACAGGGUCCUCUGCUUGGACUGCGGCGCGCAGACCCCGCGGGAGGCGCUGCAGGAGCGCUUCCGAGUCCUGAACCCCAAGUGGGGCGCGGAGGCCCAGGGCCUUGCUCCGGAUGGCGAUGUCUUUCUCUCGGACGAGCAGGUACAGAGUUUUCAGGUGCCACCCUGCCUUCGAUGCGGAGGCCCUCUCAAACCAGAUGUCGUCUUCUUUGGGGACACGGUGGACGCUGCCAAGGUCGAUUUUGUGCACAAGCGCGUGAAAGAGGCCGACGCUGUGUUGGUGGUGGGCUCGUCCUUGCAGGUGUACUCUGGUUACAGGUUCAUCCUGACUGCCUGGGACAAGAAGAUACCGAUCGCCAUCCUGAACAUCGGGCCUACGCGCUCGGACCACUUGGCCUGUCUGAAGCUGAAUUCGCGCUGCGGGGAAUUGCUGCCUUUAAUAGACCCGCACUGACCACAGCCUGAUGUUCCUAGGCCGGAACAGGGAUCUUCCCUCCAAUCCUGCUGCUGAAGAUCGGAGGCCUCCUCCUUUCUUCCUCAAAACUCAUUGGCGCUCCUCCACUGCACCCUGUAGGGGGGCAGCAAACAGCCCUGUCUGCCGGGGAAAUCUCCAAGCUAGGCCUGUAUUGCAGAGCCAAGGAGUGAGCUGUCAGGCCAAUGAGGUUUACCCGGGAAAGACUUUUUUCAAAGAAACAGCUGCUCUUGAUGGUAAAACUGCAUUCAUUUCCUUUUCCUGCCAACUUCCAGAGGAAAUAGUCUUGGGAAAACGUAGGGCACAACGCUGCCAGGAGGGCUCACCCAGGGAGCACAUUCACUGUGUAAGUGCAGAAAAAAAUGACUUAGUGACUUAAUUUAUAACUCCAAAUGGUUGUGUCUUUAAUUGAACCAUUUUUAAAAAAUAAAUGUGAAUGAAUGUUUUAUUAA
Messenger RNA from Chinchilla lanigera (long-tailed chinchilla), 1510 nucleotides. RefSeq names its product sirtuin 4 (gene Sirt4). The coding region runs from base 96 to 1040 and encodes 314 amino acids. The record is from RefSeq and is a predicted model, not a curated record. Lineage: Eukaryota; Metazoa; Chordata; Mammalia; Rodentia; Chinchillidae. Gene Ontology annotation, molecular function: NAD-dependent protein lysine deacetylase activity; NAD+ binding. The transcript has 5 exons.